This is a messenger RNA of Sphenostylis stenocarpa, 291 nucleotides long. The record is from the annotation of a GenBank genome assembly. Lineage: Eukaryota; Viridiplantae; Streptophyta; Magnoliopsida; Fabales; Fabaceae.
AUGGCUGGAAGGAGAGGGAAUUCACCAGAAAAACGAUCCAAGAAUCUGUGGAUAAAGCAGGCAGUGGCAUAUGCUGAAGCAUAUGCUUCCCCUUCAGCUCACUAUAAAUAUGCCUCUAGGAGCUGUCGCACUUGGGCAUCUCUUCUUUGGCACACACUCGAGUCUCCCAACAUCAACCUAAUCGGUUUGUGUAUGCGGUUUCAUUUCUCGACGCGCCAAAGGAGAGUUGCCCUGCAACUCAUCUUGCUUAUUGGAACAUCGCAGCAGGCACCACCAUCUUCAUGUGAUUAA